Magallana angulata is the source of this 1165-nucleotide messenger RNA. Its product is annotated as putative nuclease HARBI1. The record is from RefSeq and is a predicted model, not a curated record. Bases 1 to 942 code for a protein of 313 amino acids. NCBI's taxonomy places the organism in Eukaryota, Metazoa, Mollusca, Bivalvia, Ostreida, Ostreidae. The transcript has 4 exons.
AUGUGUGACGAGGAAAUUCGGAGGAGAUAUCGCUUCAGUAAAGAAUCCAUAAAGCAAAUUGUGGAUAUGAUUGACCCAAUCAUCGGCCCUAAAACGAAGAGAUCACAAGCUCUCUCUACAGAGUUACAGCUCCUCAUUUCUUUGCGAUAUUACGCUAGUGGGAGUUUUCUUGAAGUCGUCGGAGACACAGUAGGAGUGGACAAGACUACUGUCUCCAGGGUAGUCCGUAAGGUGUCCCAAGCCUUAAGUUCCUUGGCUCCCCGUUUUAUCAAAUGGCCAGCUGAUGACGAACUUCCCAUCAUCAAAAGCGAAUUCUUCAAACUAGCUGGCUUUCCUGGUGUUAUAGGGUGCAUAGAUGGCACCCACGUACGAAUUCAAGCGCCAUCUCAAAAUGAACCAGCAUUUGUAAACAGAAAAGGCUUCCACUCAAUAAAUGUACAAGCCAUUUGUGAUUAUACAGGCAGAUUCACCAACAUUGUUGCUAGAUGGCCCGGAAGUACACAUGACAGUCAUGUAUUUCGUAUGUCAGGCAUUCGACAAACAAUUGAGGAGAAGUUUCACUCGAUUAACGACGGGGUUGUUCUUGGUGACAGCGGCUACGCGUGUAAACCUUACCUAAUGACUCCGUAUCUAAGACCAUCGACUCCGGCCCAUGAACGGUUUAACUCGGCCCACUCCAGAACCAGGGUGACUAUAGAACGUGCCUUUGGUUGGUGGAAGACACGGUUUCACGUUCUCCAUGCUGAAAUUCGGAUGACACCGGAGAGAGUCUGUACAGUCAUAGGAGCGUGCGCAGUACUUCAUAACCUGGCUAUUCUAUUUCGGGAACCAGUUGUAGAUGACGGCCAAGACGUGGACAUCGAUGGGAAUAUCCAAGGACAGUACAAUGGACCCGAAGAUGGGAAGAACAUCAGAAAUUAUAUCACAUUGCAUUAUUUUUAAGAAACCACAUUUUCCCUUUUUGCUGUAGAUGGGUGUGUGAAGUUUGAAUGUUACCCAAAGUUAUUCCGAUUUGUUCGUAUAUUGUAUGGGUAUUCAUAUAAUUUAUAAAUAUCGAAAUUGUGUCAAUAUGCGGGUUACAUCGAUCGGUAAAAUUAUAUGGAGCACAGCAGUUAGCAGAUCUAAGUUCUAAUUUAUGAAAUUAAAUGUCAGAAUAAUCUUUUAC